Molecule: messenger RNA, 2890 nt
Organism: Capsicum annuum
Lineage: Eukaryota; Viridiplantae; Streptophyta; Magnoliopsida; Solanales; Solanaceae
Exons: 3
Coding region: 741-2693 (650 amino acids)
Source: RefSeq, a predicted model, not a curated record
AACAUUCACUCUUGAACUCUCUCUUCCUGUUUCCAAUCACUUUUCCAAGAAAACAACACUUCAAUAUCAAGUCUUUGCUUUUUGUUUUCUUUCUCUUUAAUUAAGAAUUUUCAUCUUUUUUUUUUUUUUCCCUCUAUAGAUUUUUCAAACCAUAGUCAUAAAAUUUUAAAAAUGGCUCUAAUUUGCAUGGCAAUCAUUUAUUAAUAGUAUCAUAUCAUAUUCCUUUAUAGUAGUAUCUUCAAAUUAGUACCAGUAUCAACUUUUCUUGGAUCUUCUCCUUCCUCUUCCUUCUCUUUUUUGACUGAUAAAGCACUUCUUUUUUUCCAUUCCCAAGAAAAUAUUCAACAAGAGACAUACUUCCAAAGUACAAAAAAGGGUAGUAAAUGUCUCCAUUUUGAUAACUCUGUGUUGUCUGGAUCACCUUUCACGCACCUCGAUUAAAUUCACUUGAUACCUCAUGCCACCUCUCAUCGUUAACAAUUUUUCACAACUUUUGUUUUGAUAAAAGUAAUGUUUGAAUCAGCGUUCACGUAUCUCGACUAAAUUCACUGAGAUAUCUGACACCUCUGAGCAACUGUUUUUUUCUAACUUUAGAUCUGAAAAAAUAUUGUCCCCUAUCUUUCUCUUCCAACAAAGCCCUUUUCUUGAUAUUUAGUACUAUGAUUCUUGACCACCCCAUACAUUAAUUUCCUCAACAAGAAGAACAAAGAAAAAAGAGAAUUCUUGGAGAAAAAAAAGUUAUGAUUAGGCAAAAUUGGAAUGUACAAGAAUGCAACAAUAAGGUGAGAAAAAGGGGAGGAGGAUCAUCAUCAUCAUCAUCUUCAUUAGUACAAAGAUACAGACUAAAGAGGGCAGUUUUGGUAGGAAAAAGAGGAGGAGGAGGAGGAAUAGGAACAAGUAAUAGUACAACACCAGUACCACUGUGGAAAAUGAAGUCAAGAUCACCAUCAUUGAAGAAUGAUAAUGGAAACAGUAGUAGAAAGUUAUUCAAGAAUCUGCAGCAGCAGCAACAACAACAACAGCAACAAGAUUUGUCAGUUUCAGCAAGGAAACUUGGUGCUACUUUGUGGGAAAUCAAUGGGGUUGUUCUACCUAUACCUAAAAAAGAAGAGAAUUUUUUGAAGUCAUCAGCAAAAUUUGGUGCUGUUGGUUUGGAGUUGUCUGAUCCUUCUCAAAUUAGUCCUGUUACUGAGAGAAUGGAGAGAUCUAAAGAGGACAGUCAUAGAAGAAGAACUAAUACAAUUGGUUCUCACAGAAUUCUGCAGACUGAUUUCUCUUUCCAAAAUGGUUGCUUGAUUGAGGUUGAUCAGACACAAACUCGUGGAUCGAGUGUAAACAAACAUCGGUUAAAGGAUGUCAAGAAUGGCCUCUCCGCGUCUAAGGAGCUUUUGAAGGUUUUGCAUCGCGUGUGGAGUGUUGAAGAGCAUCAAGCGACGUGUCUAUCCCUUUUCUCGGCGAUGAAAGCUGAGCUUGAUCGUUCGUGUAUCCAGGUGACUAAGUUGAUUCACGAACAAAGAUAUAAUAACCAACACGGUGAGUUUGACGUCAUGUUGAAGCAGUUUGAAGAAGAGAAGGCGGCGUGGAAGUUAAAAGAGCAAGACAAGAUUCACGCGGCCAUAACAUCUAUAGCUAAGGAGCUCAAGGUAGAGAAGAAGUUGAGGAAGCAAACCGAGAGGCUAAACAAGAAGCUCGGUAAGGAAUUGGCUGACACGAAAGCUUCUCUGUUGAAAGCAACGAAAGAACUUGAAGGCGAGAAGAGGGCAAGGGAGAUAUUGGAGCAAGUGUGUGAUGAAUUAGCUAGAGGUAUCGGAGAAGACAGAGCCGAGGUAGAGGAAUUGAAGAGACAAUCGGCUAAAGUUCGUGAAGAGGUGGAGAAGGAAAGAGAAAUGCUUCAACUAGCUGAUGUUUUACGCGAGGAAAGAGUUCAAAUGAAGCUAUCGGAAGCCAAGUAUCAAUUUGAGGAGAAAAAUGCAGUUGUUGAUAAGCUAAGGAACGAGCUCGAGGCCUAUUUGAGAUCAAAAAAGGGACAAGAACAACGCGGUGAGUCACCUAACUAUGAAAAAAUCAAAGAACUCGAGAGGCAUUUGAGAGAAACUCUUCCAAGCACGUGUUAUUACCAAGACAAAGAGAAGGAAAAUGGGGAAGUACUCGAUAAUGAUGAUGAUGAUCAAGACGAUGAUGACAAUGACUCAGCUGACAGUGAUCUUCACUCAAUCGAGCUAAACAUGGACGAUAACACCAAAAGCUACCAAUGGUGCAGCGCUCUUCAGGACGAUCCAAAGAGAUCAUCGGUUUCUGACAAAAGCAAAGCGAGGAGGUCUAUCUCGGAGAAGUUCCAAAGGCAGACUAUUCCCAUAGAGAGGGAAACAUCAGAUGGCAUAGAAUGGGAAUUCUCCGCGGGUGGAGGGAAGGAGAACAUGUCAAACAUGGACACGUUCGAUAAAGGGAGAUCAAACUUUCUUGAAAACGGAUCAGUCUUCGAGUUCUCUUCUCAAGUUUGGAGAAAAGACUGCGAAGACGAGAUAGAGAGGUACAAAAUGAUCAAGGAUCUCCGAGACCAUAUCGUGUCUGCAUCGCGAAAAACACCAUCUCAACAUGGCUUUUCGAGUCCGAGUAAGAACUGGAGCCAACCUUCAAAUGAUGCAGAAAGAGUGAUCAAUGAGGCAUUUGCUGUCUUGCAAGGAGCAAACUGAAGAAAUACUUUCUGCUGUUCGAUACAUUGUUUUACAUAAUUAAAUGAAAAUAUUUUCUGCUGUUUUUUUUUAUCUUCUCUUUAUGAAAUCAAUAUAGUUAAUACAAUUUUGUGGUUUGCCCAUUUUGUAUGACAUAUAAAAAUGUACAAAGUUUUGCUACUCUUCUUUUGGUAACAAAGAUGUUCUUAAGUUUCAAA